Ilex paraguariensis (yerba mate) is the source of this 2484-nucleotide messenger RNA. The record is from the annotation of a GenBank genome assembly. Lineage: Eukaryota; Viridiplantae; Streptophyta; Magnoliopsida; Aquifoliales; Aquifoliaceae.
AUGGCGGCAUUGUAUUUCUGUGCAAUCAUCUUAUAUAUGCUUCUUGUGCCACUUUCGAUAGUAAAUGAAGAUGUACAAAAAGAUUUUGCAAACUGCUGCCCCCUAACCCCAAAACACACUACUGCUGCAAAAGAUGGGAGACUGAAAGCCCACUUACAGUUCUCUGACGCCACAAUCAAUAAGCCAAGUGUUAACAUGCAAUUUCGCGACAAAGUUGUCAUCAAAGACUUCCCUUGGAAUUUUCUUAUGUGCCGAGACUCCGUUAAAGGACAUGGGGAGGCUUCUCAAAAAUCUGCUGGUGGAAAAUCACUCUCGCUGAUUCUGAAAAUCAUCUGGAAGUCCAACUAUUCGAGUAUAACAAUGGUGACUCUGAUUCGUAAAUUUCUCUCUCUUCACUCUUCAACAAUAAGGUGUGUUUCUUCACCCCCUCUCUAUUUUAAUCUACCAAACCCAACUCCACUUCACUCUCGACCAUUCACUUCCCAAUCCUCACCCCAAGACCAAGACGUUGAAACUGUGUUUCGCAUUGUAAGCACCAGUUCAACCUCAAAAGACUUGACGCAAUCACUAAAAUCAAGUGGAGUCUUUCUUUCAAAUGACUUGAUAGACAAAGUCUUGAAAAGGGUAAGAUUUAGUCACUCAAACCCAUUACGAGCACUGGAAUUCUUCAAUCUAACAUCGAAACGAAGAGGGUUUUACCACACUCCGUUUUCUUUGGACACAAUGCUGUAUAUUUUGGGUAGAAAUCGUAAAUUUGAUCUCAUAUGGGAGGUUUUAUUGGAAACGAAAAGAAAAGAUCGGUCUUUGAUAUCAACCAGAACGGUUAUGGUAGUUCUAGGUAGAAUUGCUAAGGUUUGUUCGGUGAGACAGACUGUGGAAUCGUUUAGACGCUUUAAAAGGCUUGUUCUGGAGUUUGAUACUACUUGUUAUAAUGCAUUGUUGAGGACAUUGUGUCAAGAAAAGAGUAUGAGAGAUGCCAGGAAUGUUUAUCAUAGUCUGAAGCCUGAGUUUAGGCCUGAUUUGCAAACUUUUAACAUACUGUUAUCUGGGUGGAAGUCAAGUGAGGAAGCUGAUGGGUUUUUUGAGGAGAUGAGGCAAAUGGGUAUCAAACCAGAUAUUGUCUCGUACAAUUGUUUGAUUGAUGUGUACUGUAAGGGUAGAGAGGUUGAUAAGGCCUAUAAAGUAGUUGAGAAAAUGAAGGAGGAGGAUAUAUCGCCGGAUGUGAUUUCAUAUACGAGUAUCAUUGGGGGAUUGGGGUUGGUCGGGCAGCCAGAUAAAGCUAGAGAGGUUUUAAAGGAGAUGAAGGAAUAUGGGUGUUAUCCAGAUGUUGCAGCAUAUAAUGCUGCUAUUAGGAAUUUUUGCAUUGCAAAGAGGCUUGGUGACGCUUACAAGCUGAUGGAUGAAAUGGUAGGCAUGGUUUUGAGCCCAAAUGCAACUACUUAUAAUGUGUUCUUUAGGUCAUUUUAUUGGUGCAAUGAUUUGAGAAGCUCGUGGAGUUUGUAUCAGAGGAUGAGGGAAACUGGGUGUUUGCCAAACACACAGUCUUGUAUGUUUCUGAUAAGGUUGAUUAGGAGGCAGGAAAAAGUGGAGUUGGCGCUUGAGAUUUGGAAUGAUAUGGUGGAGAAGGGGUUUGGAUCAUAUAUUUUGGUGUCUGAUGUGUUGUUUGGUUUGCUUUGUGAUAUGGGAAAGUUGGCCGAAGCAGAGAGGUGUUUCCUGCAGAUGAUAGAGAAGGGGCAUAGGCCAAGCAAUGUAUCAUUUAGAAGAAUCAAGGUGCUCAUGGAAUUGGCUAAUAAGCACGAUGCACUUCAGAAUUUGUCAGAGAAGACGGAUCAUUUCGGUUCAUCAAUCCUAACUCCUAAAAAUGAAGAGACUAUGGCAAUGUCAAGUUCAGAGUUGAUUCCAUGCUAAAUCUAGUCUGAAAAACGAAUCUAACCUAAAACCCAAAAUCUAUGGAAAGAAUUUCAAAUAGCACCCUAUGAACUGGUAGGAUCGUAUUAGAAGGCCAGCAUGCCAUAUGAAAUGGAUAAAGAUUCAGGUUCCUUAGGAAUCGAUUCUCUUUUCCUACUAUUCAUCUGGUAAGAGAGCAUAAAUCAAAUUUGUUCUAAUGUUUAUGAAACUUCCCGUUAAUUUCGCAAAUAUCUAGAUUGUGGAAAUUUCUUUGAAACUUGAAGGUGGUUCUUGAGGUAAUUUCCAGUUGAGAAUCCAGACUGCUUCGCCAUCAAAUGGUCUGCUUGAGAACUCAUAUUAUAAGGUACACUAUCUCUAGCAUCACUUUUUUAGAUUCCUUCCAUCUUCUUGAAGACUUCAGCAUUGGCAAUUUACCAAGUAUUUGUGGUUGAGAUUUGUUGAUGCAUAUCAAGAAGAGGCCGGCCUUUUACAUUGUGAUUGGGGUGGGGGCAUUGUACCAAAUGACUUUCCUAGUCAGAUUUUAAUACUUUUUAAGUAUUUUAUAAGCACUUUUGCUUGAUUAAAUGUGACCCAUGG